Molecule: messenger RNA, 2472 nt
Organism: Colletotrichum graminicola M1.001
Lineage: Eukaryota; Fungi; Ascomycota; Sordariomycetes; Glomerellales; Glomerellaceae
Product: MOSC N-terminal beta barrel domain-containing protein
Exons: 2
Coding region: 1-2472 (823 amino acids)
Biological process (GO): Mo-molybdopterin cofactor biosynthetic process
Molecular function (GO): molybdenum ion binding; molybdenum cofactor sulfurtransferase activity; pyridoxal phosphate binding
Source: RefSeq, a predicted model, not a curated record
AUGGUUGAUACGGCGAAGCGAUGUUACAACUCCCGGGUGGAGGAGUUCAGGGAAAGAGAGUAUCCCAUGCUCAAAGAUUCAGUCUAUCUUGACCAUUCUGGAUCAACGUUGUGUUCAAAGUCUCUCAUCGAAAGGUUCUCUGCGGAAAUGAUGUCGAAUCUCUUGGGCAAUCCGCACUCAGCUUCGCCGUCCUCUCAGUUCACGGCAUCCCGGAUAGAGGACAUCCGCCUGAAACUUCUCAACUUCUUCAACGCUGAUCCCGACAGUUUCGACUUGGUCUUUGUAUCGAAUGCCACAGCCGGUAUCAAACUUGUGUCGGAGGCUUUUCGUGCUCUGCCCGGGGGGUUCUCAUUUGCGUAUCACCAAGCCUGCCACACGAGCAUCAUAGGAGUUCGUGAAGAGGCACGUGGUAACGCGUGUGUUACAAACGACAACGUGCAGAGCUGGAUUUCCGGAGAACUCCCCUCCAGCUUGGGUGACCCAGGCCCGCAUACGCUGUUUGCAUACACAGCCCAGUCUCACAUGGAUGGCCGACGCUAUUCCUUGACGUGGCCAUCUCUAUUACGGCAAUCGCCCACUGGUUCACAGACGCGGGUGUUCACGCUGCUGGACGCGGCUUCAUUUGUCGCUACAACGCCUCUGGACCUCAGUAAUUCGGAAACGGCUCCCGAUUUCACGGUUCUCAGCUUCUACAAAAUAUUCGGCUUUCCAGAUCUAGGUGCUUUGAUCGUGAGGAAACAGGCCGAGCCGAUAUUCAAUCACAGACGCUAUUUCGGCGGUGGCACUGUGGACAUGGUAAUUUGUGGACAGGAGAAGUGGCAUUCACCUAAAUCGACAUUCCUGCAUGAGCGUUUGGAGGAUGGCACUUUACCAUUCCACAACAUUCUCGCACUCGAUGCAGCGUUAGAUGUUCAUGCGGAACUGUUUGGAAGUAUAGCUUGCGUGGCAUCGCAUACCAGUUUUCUAACAGCUCGCCUGUAUGAUGGACUGGCCGACCUCAAGCAUGGCAACGGGAAGUCGGUCUGCACCAUCUACUCUCAGCCAAGUAAUGAAAUCUCCGAUUCCGAAGAAAGCGGGCCUAUCUUAUCAUUCAACGUGCGCGAUUCUACCGGCGCUUGGGUCAGCUUACACGAGUUUGAGAAACUCGCAACGUUGAAGAACUUGCACAUUCGGACUGGCGGGUUAUGCAGCCCAGGAGGUAUUGCCUCGGCACUUGGCUUGAGCCCUUGGGAGAUGAGAAACAAUUUCUCAUCUGGUUUCCGCUGCGGGACGGACCAAGACAUUGUUGCCGGGAAGCCUACUGGCGUAAUCAGAGCAAGUCUAGGCGCAAUGAGUACACUUUCAGAUGUUGUCUUUCUGAUCAACUUCGUGAAGGAGUUCUAUCGAGAAGAAGUCAUAACGACUAGCGUUCAUCACGCCGCAAUAUCUGCUUCGUCUGCGGAACUUCAAGUCCAGAGCAUCAGUGUGUAUCCCAUCAAAAGCUGCGGCGGCUACUAUGUACCUUCUGGGACGGCUUGGGAAGUCAAGCCUGAAGGGUUGGCCUGGGACAGGGAAUGGUGCCUGGUGCACCAGGGAUCGGGGCAAGCGCUCAGCCAGAAACGGUACCCGAAAAUGGCUCUGAUCACACCUGUCCUCGAUUUUCAGAGCGGCCUUUUGCGCGUCACCUACCGCGGUGACAAAGCAUCGCAUCUACCCGACGAGAUUUCAGUACCUCUUUCCGCGGAUCCGCGUCAAUUCGAGACACUAAGCUCGCCUUCAACGAGGUCUUCUCGCGUAUGUGGGGACGCCGUAACGACAUAUGUUUACGGCUCUCCUUUGGUCAACGAUUUCUUCAGCGCAAUUCUGGGCGUGCCUUGUGUAUUAGCCAGAUUCCCAGCAGGCGGGCAAGGGCUCGGCAUGCGUCACUCGAAAGCCAAGGUGCAAAAGCAUCAGCAAGUCAAGGUGGCAGCGCCGAAUACAUGUCCAGGGGCCUUUCCGGAAUUGCCAUCUCCUCCAGACUCGGAUUCAGAGCAACCAGCAGGGAAAAUACUGCUUUCCAACGAAAGCCCAAUCCUGAUGAUCAACUCGGCAAGUCUGCAUGCCCUUAACCGCGAAGUGGAGGCGAACGGUGGUAGGCCUGUCCCACCAGAGUCGUUUCGUGCCAACUUGGUGAUCGGAUCGGCUCGAAAUUCCGAACAACCAGCAUGGGCAGAGGACAGUUGGGAGAGUCUUACCAUAGGCGAAGAGGACUUCAAAAUGAUGGGAGCCUGUCGCAGAUGUCAAAUGGUUUGCGUCGACCAAGAGACUAGUGAAAGGCACCAGGAGCCAUUUGUGACGCUGGCUAAGGUACGGAGGUUUGACGGCAAGGUUUACUUCGGUACGCAUAUGGGACACGAGCCAAAGGCCAAAGCCGUGACGGAGAGGGAGCAAUUUCCAACUAUACGGGUUGGUGAUGCAAUCAGUGUCAAUGCUAGGGCUUUGUCAUCAGAUUGA